Nomia melanderi (Alkali bee) is the source of this 2678-nucleotide messenger RNA. It is a transcript of the gene NELF-B, whose product is annotated as negative elongation factor B. NCBI's taxonomy places the organism in Eukaryota, Metazoa, Arthropoda, Insecta, Hymenoptera, Halictidae. Gene Ontology annotation, cellular component: nucleus; NELF complex. The record is from RefSeq and is a predicted model, not a curated record. Gene Ontology annotation, biological process: negative regulation of transcription elongation by RNA polymerase II.
UAUGCAAUACAUAUAUCCACAUAGAGACGUGCCUCUACACGUACAAGUUACUUUGUAAAGAGAGGAAGAAAACGUGUAUACACGCCUUAUCUCUAUUCAUAAUUUGCUUUUUACUAAAGUGCCUAUGAACUGAGCAUGAAGUUAAAUUUCUCAGAAAUAUAUCUUACUGUACAAAUUGAUUGUUGAUUUAAGAUUUGUCUAAAUUAAAUAUCGUUUGUGCAUCGUAUAUAAAUUUACUACUGUUAGAUUCAUUGUUACACUUGAAUAUGAAAGAAUUUCGAUAAUUUUAGACAUCAUCAACUUGAAUAUAAGUGUGUAUAGUGAUACAAGUGAUUGUAAUAAAAUAGUUUCCGCGUUUAAUGAAUAUUGUUAUUUAAAAAUGAGAAAUGUUUGGAGAUACACUUAACGUUAUGAAAUAAAUUACAAUUUUUGUAUAAUCAACGUAGUAUUACAGAUACAUAUAAUAAAUACAUAAUUCAUUCAUGAGAAAAGUAGUGCAUUAAAAAAGUUCAAAAUGAACACUGUAAAAAAUAAUUGUGAAAGUGGAAAUGGUUUAGAAGAUCUUGGCAUACCUGGACAAGUAUUCUUAAGAGAUGCAUUAACAAGUUGUACAGAUCCAUUAAAAGCGAUAGAAGAAUUUCAACUAGAAAAUGGCAUUUUAUUACCAUCGUUGCGACCUAUGUUACCUUUACUUGAUCUUCAUGGAGUAAGACGACUGGAUUUCCAUGCAUCUGUCUUAGAAGAAUUAAGAGAAAAACUUAUAAAGAGGAUUAAUGAAAUUGGAACAGAAAGGGCAGAUAAAGGCUCAUCGGGAGAUAGAAGAUUAAAAGAAUUAUUAUCUAAAAGUUUUCCAGCAGUGAGAGUUUCUGCGCUGAGGCCUGUCGUUAUGUGCAUUUUAAGAAAUACACCACACAUAGAGGACAAAUAUUUACGAGUACUUGUUAGAGAAAAAGAAUUGUACAAUGAUGCAGACACAGAAGUUAAACGACAAAUUUGGAAAGACAACCAAAGUUUGUUUGGAGACGAAGUUUCUCCAUUGUUUAGUAGAUAUAUUAUUGAGAAAGAACAAAUUUUAUUUGACCAUAGAAAUUUAAACAGUCUUUUUUUUACACCUUCUCCGAAGGUGAGAAGACAAGGAGAAGUUGUACAAAAACUAGCUCAUAUGAUUGGACAUAGUGUGAAGCUAUAUGACAUGGUUUUACAAUUUUUAAGGACAUUAUUUUUACGUACAAAAAACAUACAUUAUUGUACAUUGAGAGCUGAAUUGUUAAUGGCUUUACAUGAUUUAGAGGUCCAAGAUAUUAUAUCUGUUGAUCCAUGCCAUAAAUUCACAUGGUGUCUGGAUGCUUGUAUCAGAGAAAAGAAUGUUGAUAUUAAGAGGUCUCGUGAAUUACAAGGAUUUUUGGAUAGCAUUAAGAGAGGACAAGAACAAGUAUUGGGUGACCUGAGUAUGACAUUAUGCGAUCCAUAUGCAGUAAACUUUCUUGCUAGUAGUGCUAUCAAAAUUGCACUUCAUUUAAUAAACGGUGAAGCAUUACCUAGGGAGAAUGCAGUUCUCGUUUUAUUACUAAGAAUGCUUGCACUGGGCUUAUCUGCCUGGCAAAUGAUAGAUUCACAAGACUUCAAAGAACCAAAGUUGGAUAGUCAAGUUGUUACUAAGUUUUUACCAGCACUCAUGUCUUUAAUGGUAGAUGAUCAAAUAAGACAAUUGAACUGUAAACUUCCACCCGAUGAAAGAGAAAGUGCAAUUGCUAUAAUAGAACAUUCUGGUCCACCUCCUGAUGCUUGUCAAGCAUAUGCACAACUUUCUGGGGUUGCUGCUGUUUUAUCUAUGUACUAUGCAUUACAUGUAGGAGGAGGUGGUGGAGUUGGAAGAGGGAGGGGUGAUGCCAGAGGAUUAAUGAGAGUUUUAGCUACUUUACCAAAUUGUCAAGCACAACGUGCAUUUGAAGAUCCAUUCUUACAUACAUUGGUGUCAUUGUUAAUAUUAAACAUGGCUGAUGAAUUUUCAAACGAAUCAUUCUGCACAGUUAUAUUCGAUGAAUUUUUCCUGGCAGGCCUUAGCAGAGAUAAUGUUACACGUCAUUUAUUAAAACUGCUUUGGUACAUCCAUCCAAAACUACCACCAACUCGGUUGCAUACAUUAAUGAAAGCACUUCAACCAACCAGCCAGCAUAACGAAGCUGUACAUAAUCUAUAUGAAGCUUUACGGGAAAAAAUUGGAAGCCGCUCUGUAGAAGAUCAACUUGCAACAACCGCACAAAUAGACACAUUAGGUCUCGAUUGCCCACCUUCCCCUCUUACUGGUGUUCCCACACCAUCUCCACUCUAAGAACCGCAAAAUUAUAGAUUUAAUGCAUAAAAUAUUGACAAACAUGACCUAGUAAUCUGAUUUAUAAGCACUUACAAUUUUCAUUUUGUACAUGUUUUAUCAUAAUUCAAUUAUAAAUUUAAAAAGUAAUACAAAUUUUAUAUUUUCAUACGAGUGUAAAAGAUAAUGUGAAGAUACGUAUUUUCUAUUUUUAUUUUCCUUCUACUACAUAUGAAGACAACCAUAUGUAAUGUUUACAGAGUAAUAUCAUUGUAAUUUACAAAGUAAUGAAAACCCCUAGUAUAAACAUGUAUUAAGAUCAAAAUAAUGUAAAUAAUUUAAAAUACAUUAAUAGGUUUUAAUAUUG